GUGGCCGGGGCGCGAGGCCUCCCACCAACGAACCCGUCGCCGUCCUUCCUUCCUUCCACUCUCUCGCUCGCUCUCUCUCUCGGCCCCCCCCCACCAUGGCUGGGCGCGCGAGGGACCCGCCGCAGCCUCAGCAGCCGCCCGGCAACAUGAUCACUUCCGGUAGGUCAGAGGGCAGAGGAAAGCGGGCGCCAGGUUUCUCUUCCCCCAACCCCCCAGCAGCAGCGGCUCAGGAGGUCAGACCUUCCACUGAUGGUAGCAGCAGCAGUUCCUCAUCAUCCUCCAAGAAGAGAAAGCUAAAUAGUAAUAGCAACAGUAGUGAGAGAGAAGAAGUGGAAUCAAUCUCCUCCUGCUCCUCUCUCCUUUCCAGAAACAACAACAAUUCCUCCUCCUCCUCUCUUAUUACCACUGCCUCCACUGCCUCCUGUUCCCCCUCAGGAGUUACUUCUUCCAAUCAUCAUCUGCAAAAGAAGUUACGCUUUGAGGACUCCUUGGAUUUUAUUGGACUUGAUGUGAAGAUGGCAGAAGAGUCUUCCUCUUCAUCAUCUUCGUCACCGGCUGCCUCCUCUCAGCAGCAACACCAGCAGCUCAAAAACAAAAGUCUCUUAAUUUCCUCAGUGGCUGUAGGACACCACGCAAAUGGCCUGACCAAAGCUGCCUCUUCCACUGUCUCCAGUUUUGCCAACAGUAAACCUGGGUCAGCCAAGAAGUUAGUGAUCAAGAAUUUUAAAGAUAAACCGAAACUGCCAGAAAACUACACAGAUGAAACCUGGCAAAAACUGAAAGAAGCUGUAGAAGCGAUUCAGAACAGUACUUCAAUAAAGUACAACUUAGAAGAACUCUAUCAGGCUGUUGAAAACCUCUGCUCCUACAAGAUUUCUGCAAAUUUGUAUAAACAAUUAAGACAGAUUUGUGAAGACCAUAUCAAAGCACAGAUUCAUCAGUUCAGAGAGGAUUCAUUGGACAGUGUUCUUUUUCUCAAGAAAAUAGACAAAUGUUGGCAAGACCAUUGCAGACAAAUGAUAAUGAUUAGAAGUAUCUUUUUGUUCCUGGAUCGAACAUACGUUCUUCAAAAUUCAAUGCUGCCAUCAAUUUGGGAUAUGGGGCUCGAAUUGUUUAGGACUCAUAUAAUUAGUGAUCAGAAAGUCCAGAAUAAGACCAUUGAUGGGAUUCUUCUGUUGAUUGAGAGAGAGAGAAAUGGAGAGGCUAUUGACAGGAGCCUUCUGCGUAGCCUUCUAAGCAUGCUUUCAGAUUUGCAGAUUUAUCAGGAUUCCUUUGAGCAUAGAUUUUUGGAAGAAACAAAUCGCCUAUAUGCAGCAGAAGGACAGAGGCUUAUGCAAGAGCGCGAGGUUCCAGAAUAUCUCCAUCAUGUCAACAAACGCUUGGAGGAGGAGGCAGACAGGAUUAUCACUUACUUGGAUCAAAGCACUCAGAAACCACUAAUUGCUACUGUAGAAAAGCAGCUGCUAGGUGAACAUUUAACAGCCAUUCUACAGAAAGGUUUAAAUCAUCUCCUGGACGAAAACCGAAUUCAGGACUUGUCUCUACUAUAUCAGUUGUUUAGUAGGGUUAAAAAUGGAGUGCAAGCACUUUUGCAGCAAUGGAUUGAAUAUAUAAAGGCCUUUGGCAGCACCAUUGUAAUUAAUCCAGAAAAGGACAAAACCAUGGUCCAAGAGCUGCUCGACUUCAAAGAUAAAGUUGAUCAUAUAAUUGACAUUUGCUUUUUGAAGAAUGAGAAGUUUGUCAAUGCCAUGAAAGAAGCCUUUGAAACUUUCAUCAACAAAAGACCAAAUAAGCCUGCUGAACUCAUAGCUAAGUAUGUAGAUUCAAAGCUUCGUGCAGGGAACAAAGAAGCCACUGAUGAAGAGCUCGAAAAGAUGCUGGAUAAAAUCAUGAUUAUAUUUAGAUUCAUCUAUGGAAAGGAUGUUUUUGAGGCCUUCUACAAAAAAGAUCUAGCGAAGAGGCUAUUAGUAGGCAAAAGUGCAUCAGUGGAUGCUGAAAAAUCCAUGCUUUCCAAACUCAAACAUGAAUGUGGGGCUGCUUUCACCAGCAAACUCGAAGGAAUGUUUAAAGACAUGGAGCUUUCUAAAGAUAUCAUGAUCCAAUUUAAGCAGUACAUGCAAAAUCAGAAUGUACCUGGAAACAUUGAACUGACAGUGAAUAUCUUGACUAUGGGCUAUUGGCCCACCUAUGUGCCUAUGGAGGUUCAUUUACCAUCAGAGAUGGUAAAAUUGCAAGAAAUAUUUAAGACAUUUUAUCUAGGAAAACACAGUGGCAGAAAACUUCAGUGGCAAUCAACUUUAGGACACUGUGUACUCAAAGCAGAAUUUAAAGAGGGCAAAAAAGAGCUGCAGGUCUCCUUGUUCCAGACUCUAGUGCUCCUGAUGUUUAAUGAAGGCGAAGAAUUCAGCUUAGAAGAGAUAAAGCAAGCUACUGGAAUAGAGGAUGGAGAGUUACGGCGGACCCUCCAGUCAUUAGCCUGUGGCAAGGCAAGAGUGCUCACGAAAAGCCCCAAAGGCAAAGAUGUGGAAGAUGGGGACAAAUUUACUUGCAACGAUGACUUCAGACAUAAACUGUUCAGGAUAAAAAUCAAUCAGAUCCAGAUGAAAGAAACGGUAGAGGAACAAGCAAGCACUACAGAGAGGGUCUUUCAGGAUCGGCAAUACCAAAUUGAUGCUGCCAUUGUGAGAAUCAUGAAAAUGCGCAAAAUGCUUAGCCACAACUUGCUUGUGUCUGAAGUGUACAAUCAGCUAAAAUUCCCAGUCAAGCCUGCUGAUCUUAAGAAGAGAAUAGAAUCGUUAAUUGACAGAGACUACAUGGAAAGAGACAAAGAAAACCCCAACCAGUACAACUACAUUGCAUAAACACACAAUGAGCCUUUUUUUCUGCACACGCGAUGUUCUCCUUGGUUGCUGGUGGAUAAACAAGCCCGUUGAUCCAAUUAAAUUAACCUUUUUCUACUACCAAUGACUGAAAUGAAAGCAACGUAUUGGGGGGGGUCAUAUAGUAGAGUGGACUUUUUCAGUGGCUUUAACAUGCCCAUUUAAAGAGUAGUAUUUACAUUUUUAAGAAGAAUGCUGUUGAACUCUUUGCAUGAUCUUCGGUAUGAUGUGCAGAAAACUGUAAGGAAGUAUCUGGUCUUUGUGAUUCCAUUUAACCCCUGGGUCUAAAGAGGAGCCUCUGUUAAGCAUACAGCUAUGUCCCUUUUUCCAUCUCAGAGGUGAAAUGUAACCUCUAAAUUUAAGGAUAGCCUUUUAAAAAUGCUUAAACUGCAUGCAAAUUUCUAACUACUAUACAGAAUUUUUAGAUUUGUUUAUCAGACAGCAGUGCCUGUGUGGAUUUGGCUGUCCUUCAAUGACAAAAGUCAACCUCAUGUUCCCACGAAUACUAAACUGUUCUGCAGCUGUCAGAAAACAAAUAGCCCAAGAAUGGACUUCUGUGGUUGAGAAAGCAUGUACCAUUCAUAGUCAGUCACCUACACUGCCUGGAUUUGUGCUGCAAAGGGUACCACGAAGGCCUAGGCAUUUAGACUCCUGAUGCUCUCUUCAUCCUCACAUGUAAGUACUUCUAAAAAAUGAAACCCAUUGUCAAUGUAAAAGCUGCCACUGGAGGGGACAAAUCCUUCCUGUCUGUCUCUCCCACCCCUCCAUGCAAAAGGAUAUUCUACCUCUGUUUGAAUACAGAAGUUAACAAUACCACUGUUGUUGGUUCAGGAUUUUUCCCUUCCCCAUGCAAAACAGUCCAGGGAUUUCAGGCUUCUUCUUUGGCAGAUUCCUACAUGGUGUUAUGUUAUGCCAGGAGAUAUGCCAGUUUAUGCCAGGUUUUCUUCAUUGGAGAAAACACCCUCGUUUGACAAUAGCACUGCUUUAGGUUAGGGGCCCUCCAGAUGUCAGUGAAUGCCAGUUCCUAUCAGCCACAGCCAUCCUCAGUGGCUGAGAGUGAUGGGAGUUGUAGUCCAGCAACAUUUGGGGGGCCACACAGAGCCAAGCCCCACUUUAGAGGGACAUUCCUCCAGCCAAUCGACCUCAACAUGAGCAAACCAGGUGUCACUGUCAGUCUCCGAGGAUGGUCCUCUCCCAAGCACAUGCAAUCAUAGCAAGAUAACCAGAGAGGUGUGAAAGGCAGGCUGCUUUCUAAAUCCUGCAGCCUUCCCGAGGUCUCGAGCAACAUUUCCCCCAUUUUUACACCUCUCACCUAAACCAAACUUGAUCAUCUUCUGCCAGCAAGAAAAGCCCUUCUGCUCCCAGCAUUCCCCAGCCAGCGUAGCCAGAAACUCUAGGCCUUUAUUUCUGCCUAAGCAUGAAUGCCCCCAUGGUACUGCACUGCCCCCCUCUUGCCCACCCUCCAUGCAGAAACCCCUCCUGGACAUUUUUAGACCUUAUCUAGAACAAAGAAGCAAUACUUCCAGCAGGCAAAACUGCUGCUCCCUGGACACUGACUAAACUUGCUUGGAGAGCUGUGUGUGCGGGAACGCUCUGGGGAGAUGGUGACUAAGAAUUCAUCACAAGUGUUUUAAAAAAAAUUGCCACUAGCAUAUGAUUUCCCAUGUAUGUGAUAUUUUGAUCCCCCCCCACCCCGAAUUGGAGGAGGUUGAAAAAUGUUCACAACAUAGGAGAGACGGAAGCAAAGGGUGUAGUGCUUUUGUGUGGGUUUGAAGCGGUGAAAUGAGGCUUAUGAUGGAAAAAUUUGAUGGGGGUUGGAGGAGUGAUUUCUUCACAGAUGGGCUUCAGUUAGAACCACAGGACUUGCCAUGAAACGUCCUUUGGUCCGAUAACUAAAGUCGUCACCCCAAGGCACCCCAGAUUUUGAAGAGUGCUGGCAAUUUGGAUCAUGCCAUCCUGUACCCACAUUUUUGUGGCACCAAAGGCAGUGCAUUAACACAUGGCUAAGGAGAACAUGAACAGAGCCUGUUUCUCAAGUUCUUGAGAAAACCAGCCACACCCUCGUUUACUAAUUUUCCCAGGGAGCAUCGCUAAAUCAUUCUCUCUCUCUGCCCCUGAUUGAUGUUCAGAUAUGGCAAAAACUACUUUCCAGCCAUAUUGUCCAGCAGCUUCUUACUGCUGGAAUCACGUGCCUGCUUUAUUGAGCCAUAAAGAUAUUUAUAAUAGAUAUUAUAUAUAAAUACAUUUUUUGCCGUGGGCUUUAGACUAUAACCCACACAGCUUAUCUGGCCAUACAUUUUUAAAUCUUUCCUCUUGUUGCAUGCAGUUUAUAGCUGCCUCAUUUAUAAGAAAUUGCCAUUUAUUCUGAUAAAUAUUUUAGUUUGGGAUUUUGGUUUUUUUUUUUUUAAAUAAAAAAGCUUUAUACCCAACAGAUUGAAUUAUUUUUUUUUUCUUGGCUGGUUUAAAUACAUUUAAGAAAGUGGCCGUUUUGUUUCAAAACUAAUAGCAAAAAUUAGUUUUGAAAAAUUAGUGUUGUAAAAAUUGUUUUGUUCUAUAGCUUACACAAAGGUGCCAAAGUACAUAUAGUUAAUUAAAAAGUAAAGUUAGAAACUUGUUAAGUUUACUUUAGCUGUGGUUUUACCUUUUUGAUCUUUCAGAUGCUCAUUUUAUGUGUUUGCGCGUGCACACAUUUCUGUAUGUGUCUGUGUGUCCUGGUCUCUUAACUUCUCCAAAGCAUACCAUCUGUCCUAAUGCUUUAUCUUUAAAACAAACGUUUCUGUGCAUUUGGAGACACCACUUUUACUUUUAGUGAUUUCAUAUAAUAGGGUGAGCAUCUCCUUUUUUCAAAAAUGUUUAAAGUUCUAAGAGUACAGCAGCAUUCAAAAAUGUAAUAUACUUUUUGUAUAAAAGACAUUCUUCAGAAGAGUACCAUUGGAGUUUUGGGGAGGGGAGGGGCGGGGCAGAAAAUACCCUGUUCCUUUUAAGAAGCCUCUUCAGAGGCUGUUUAGAAUAUGAGGUUGUGCUUGUUCACUGCGUAGAAAUGUUACACAGGUCUGCAAAUGGGGCAUGUCAGCAUUACGUCCUUCAGUUUUAAAGAAAAAAUCAGAUGUUUCAUAAGAAGUCAGCAGAUGGGUACAGAGUAUCUUCUUUGGUAAAUAAUGUAAAUAUAUGUCCUUUAAAAAGAGUGAGUCUGUUAUCUAGGUAUUUUGUGUCAUUUAAUAAAUAAUAAACAGUU
Varanus komodoensis (Komodo dragon) is the source of this 6114-nucleotide messenger RNA. RefSeq names its product cullin 4B (gene CUL4B). Lineage: Eukaryota; Metazoa; Chordata; Lepidosauria; Squamata; Varanidae. Gene Ontology annotation, biological process: DNA damage response; protein ubiquitination; ubiquitin-dependent protein catabolic process. Gene Ontology annotation, cellular component: Cul4B-RING E3 ubiquitin ligase complex. The coding region runs from base 96 to 2861 and encodes 921 amino acids. The transcript has 21 exons. Gene Ontology annotation, molecular function: ubiquitin protein ligase binding. The record is from RefSeq and is a predicted model, not a curated record.